UUUAAACGUUUAUGAAGAACUUGCUUGUUUACGAGGUUCUUAUUUAAAUGAAAAUGUCUACUAAAGCAUGGAAUGAAACCGCCAAUGAAAACUAUCCUAGAAUUACAAAAAAAUUUCUUCAGAAGAUAUGCAAGGAAAAUAAUCUUUACAUGACACCUCAUCUAAAUGAUACUCUUUAUCUCCAUUUCAAAGGCUUAACAAAAAUCGAAAACCUGGAAGAUUACACUGGAUUAAAGAGCAUUUGGUUGGAAAAUAAUGGAAUAAGAAAAAUUGAGAACUUGCACGCUCAGAAAGAGCUGCGAUGUCUCUAUCUGCAGCAGAAUCUUCUGUCGACUAUCGAAAACUUAGAAAGUUUACAUAGAUUGGACACCAUUAAUCUCAGCAAGAAUAGCAUUACCACAAUUAGCAAUCUCAGUUGUCUUCCCUGCUUAAGCACCCUCCAGAUGAGCCACAACAAGCUGUGCUCCAUUGAAGAUAUACAGCAUUUAACGAAAUGCCACACAAUAUCUGUGCUGGAUCUCUCUUACAAUGUGUUGGAAGAUCCGGGAGUUCUAGAUGUGUUUGCUGCCAUGACAUCUUUGAGAGUCCUCAACAUGAUCGGGAACCCUGUUUUAAAGCAUAUGAAAAAUUACAGAAAGCAUUUCAUUUUUGGAAUCAGAGACCUCUGUUAUCUCGAUGACAGACCGGUUAGUGACAAAGAAAGAGCCUGUGUCAAUGCGUGGUCGAAGGGUGGUGUCGAAGGGGAAAGGAAAGAAAGAAUUCGAUGGAAAGAAAUGGAGCAAGAAAAAAUUAGGAGAAGUGUUGAAGCUGUUUUAGCCCUAAGGAAAGGAAAAUCAUUUGUAGAUAUUCUUUCGAUCAACAAAAAUUUAGAAGAGAAAUCAGAAAAUCAAAAUACGAAAAAAGUGUCAGAAGUUAAGCCCAUGGAGAUCCAGUUAACACAUAUAAAAGAGGAAUUAUCUCAAAAUAAAAAUACUCAGUUGAUUCAGGAAGAAAAUGAAAUUUUCCACGAAGAAAUUCCUCAUCUAAUUCAGGAAUCACAAGUUGUACUCGAUGAAGGAAUAAAUAACGAAGUAUUACCUGAAUCAAAAUCGAUCGACAUACAAGAAGCAUCAAAGGAAUCAUCCCAACUCAUCGAAUUAUCCGCUUCUCCGAUUCGACCUACGAAUAUCGAAUAUUCUUCGGGGGAAAACGAAGAACGACAAGAAAAUAAUCCUAUAACUCAAUCAAAAAUAUAUGAAAAUUCUGUUCCUCUCUAUAUAGAUAAUAAACAUAAUACUGAUGAGAAAUCUGAUGCAAAGUCUCAUAUUUACAAUCAUCAAAAUUGCAUUACUAACAGGGAAAAAGAAUUAUGUCAAGGGAAAAAUAUUUCAUUUAGUAAAAGUGAUAAAAAUAAAAUCAUAUCCUUUUCACAAAAAUUAGAAAAAAAUAUUAUCGAAUUAUUAGAAGUUUACGAAAAUACAUCCCAUAAAGAAGAAACAGAAUAUAUAAAUCAAUCGACAAACACCACCAAACAUACUUCACCUCAUGUUACAGACUCUGAUAACAGCAUUCCGAUAGUUCUUGCAGAAUUUAGCAAAACCGUAAGAGUUCAAAGUAAUGAGAACGAAACUGUAGAAAAUGAAUCUAUAGAAAAUAUAAUACCUUAUUCGGAAGCUAUUUGCUCUCAAAAUCCUGUUUCUGACUUAAUCGAAAUACAGGAUAAAGUUAGUUCAGUUUAUAAUUUCACAUCACUUGAAACAUGCGAAGUUUUGAAUAAUACUGGUACUACAACAGAAAAGGCAGAUUCCAACUCAAAACAAAACGCACAUGUGCAAAAUGAUCCCUUAACCGAACUCAACUAUUCUACAAAAACUGCAGAGAAUAAAGCACACUUAUUACAAUUCAAAGAUCUCAAUUCGCCAGUAACGAAACUUGAUGUUGAACAACUGUUCAGAGUAACAAAUGUACAAUCAUUUUCUUCGAAACUGGUAGCAGAUCCUGCAUUUCUUCCAAAUGCGUUAGAAGAUACAAUAGAAGAAAUAUGUGAAAAACCUGUCAAGAUUUCAAAGAUUCCUUGUAUAAAUGAAGAGGAAUGUGUUUUAUUACAGAAGCCUAAAGUCAAUUUGAAACACGCAGAAGAUAUUUCGGAUCAUGAAGUAAAAGUAAUUAUCGAAAGUCCAACACAUAAUGGCGAAAGCAAUAAAAGCACACAAGAAAUUGUUGCUUAUUUAGCAGAAGACAACAAAAAUAACAAAAUGGAUACAGAGAUGAGCAGGGAAUUUAACCAAACAAUGUUAACAGAAAUGCCAGCUGAGGAUCUUCAAUACAAACAAAAAGCAGAAAAUUCUAACAUUCCUGCAACAAGCGAAGGAAAAUGUAUUCAUUUAACAUCCUCAGGAAAGAAAAGAGAACUGAAUUGUGAAAAUGUAUCUGAAAUCAUCAUUGAAAGUUCCAAACAGAAUGAACUGAACUGCGCAACAGCAUCUGAGGUGAACAAUAAAAGUUGCAAAGAAAAUGUAUCUCAACAUCAUACUCAUCUCAAAUGGAUUGUCGAUCGCGAAGAGGAAAAUACAUCGAACAGAAAAGUAACGAACAUUUAUUUUGAAAGAAAUGUUUUAGCUGCUACGAUUGUAUCGAAUUCUGAAGCAGAUGCAGAUGAAACAAAAUCAGUUCUUCGUACCUUGACUCAAGCAAAUACACCACACUCAGAAUUAAACAAAAAAGAAGGAACGAAUGCAAUAAAUGGGAAGGAAAAGAGCGUUUAUUUCCAAGAAAAUGUCUUUGCCACAACAGUGGUGUCAGAAUGUGAAACUGAUGCUCAUAAAACAGAAUCAACUCAGCACACGUUGGUACAAACGACCGCGAAGCAUCCAAAAUUAGAUGCUGAAAAGGAAAACGAGAUAACAGAAGCGCGAAUAAUUAAGAUGCAUUCAGAAAUAAUGGAGACAAAUGCAAAUAUUAAGCCUGUAGAGCUUAUUAUUAUGAAAGAUCCUGUAGGACAGUUCCAAGUAGCUGACGAAGUCGAUCUUCUUCAACUCCAAGAAGAAUUGCUUUCAGAUACGAAUUUGAGAGAUACUAAUACAUGUGAAAUUCAUAUGAAUGCACUGCAGGCAGAAGAAAUAUGUAGUUUACAUAUUAAUGAUCAAAAUGAAAACAUCGAGAAAUGUAGUAAUAAAGAUAUAAAGAAUAAAAAUAAGAUUUUUCAGCGUACAAAUUCAAAUUUAGAUAAUUGUAAUACUGGAUACAAAACUCGGAGAGAUAUUUAUGAGUCACAAACAUCUGAUGUGGAUAGUAAAUCCUUAAUUACAGAACAAAAUUCUCUGGUUAACAGAGUGAAUAACAACGAUGUAACUGAUACUGGAAUAAACCCCGCUAUAAAUUUCUCUUACAACUUUGAUGAUCAAGUUCGGUAUAUUACGCAAGGAAGCAUCUUUAGGGAGACUCCAUUAGGAAGAAAAAAUAUUGAAGCAAACGAAAAAAAUACAACAACUUUCUCCUCCCAAAAUUAUAAUACUUUUACAGAAACUGAAAAUAAUCAAGAAUGUAAUUGUGGUGAAACUGUAAAUAACAACUCGUCAGGUUUGAAUGAAUCAAUAUCUGAAGAUAAGUUCUAUAACAAAGACCAAGAAGAGGCACCUUAUUAUGGUGGCACUAUAGGCAUCAUAUCGGACAGUAACUUCGAAGUGAUUCCCAUUGCAAACAGAUCAUAUGAUACAGAAGGAGAUCUAACAGACAUGUCAGAUAUAUUGCAAAUUUCUACACCUUUGAUUCAAGAAUUUAAAGCAGAUGGAAAGAAUACCUUUAUGGAGAUUUCAAGUGAGGAAGAAGUGUGCAACAGUUCUAAUCAGGGAAAUGAUAAUGGUUCUCAAAUCGUCUUCCAGAAUACUCAUGAAGUACAUGGUGAUGUUCAAGAGUGUGACCAGAUUGGUAAAAGCAGCGAUGAAAUGGACAAUGCAGAUUAUCAUCCUCUAGAGAGUAUAAAAAUAAGAAAAGAAUCUGACAGUUUUAGAAGCAUAUUUGCAAAUAAACCAACAGAUUCAUACAGCAACAACAAUUUCCCAAGAAUUUGUAAAUUAGGUCUAGUGGGUAGUGAUAUUUCGGAAGAUGAAGAACUGGAUAUUCAAAUGGAAAGAACUUCUGAAACACCCUACCAGACGAAGACGUCACUCUGGAAAAUAAAACAUUACAAAAAUGACAGAGAAAAAAGACUGGAUGAAGAUUGCCCUUUGCUAUUUCAACGGCGCACUGUCACGAAAAGUCCCGACCUGACUUCACAGAGCGAAAAACUUUUAAUCGAAGAGAUAGAAUAAAUGUAGAGAUUUAAAGUAACCACACGGAAAUAAGAGUUAAUUUUAGACCAAGAAGCUAAUUGUGUAUUAAGAAUAAUAAAUAGUACAAUACAUAAACAUUUAUGCAAAUAAACAAAAAAA
Messenger RNA from Stegodyphus dumicola, 4409 nucleotides. RefSeq names its product defective transmitter release (gene dtr). Gene Ontology annotation, biological process: axoneme assembly. Gene Ontology annotation, molecular function: dynein complex binding; protein binding. The record is from RefSeq and is a predicted model, not a curated record. Gene Ontology annotation, cellular component: axoneme. Lineage: Eukaryota; Metazoa; Arthropoda; Arachnida; Araneae; Eresidae.